Messenger RNA from Lotus japonicus, 994 nucleotides. RefSeq names its product transcription factor MYB113-like. The record is from RefSeq and is a predicted model, not a curated record. NCBI's taxonomy places the organism in Eukaryota, Viridiplantae, Streptophyta, Magnoliopsida, Fabales, Fabaceae. The transcript has 3 exons. The coding region runs from base 58 to 741 and encodes 227 amino acids.
AUAAAAGAAGAUGCUUUGGCUUUGAGAAAGUGAGAGGUGGUGUGAGUCUGAGAAGAGAUGGGUGGUGUUGCUUGGACAGAAGAAGAAGAUUACCUGCUCAAGAAAUGCAUACAGCAAUACGGAGAAGGAAAGUGGCAUCGCAUUCCUCUAUUGGCUGGUCUAAACAGGUGCCGAAAGAGUUGCAGGUUAAGAUGGCUGAAUUAUCUUCGUCCAAACAUCAAGAGAGGAAAUUUUACUGAUGAAGAAGUUGAAAUGAUUGUCAAACUCCACAAAUUAUUAGGCAACAGGUGGUCACUGAUUGCUGGAAGGCUACCAGGAAGGACUGCUAAUGAUGUGAAAAACUAUUGGAACUGUCAUCUGAGUAAAAAACUAAAUGCUCAAGAAGCUGAAGAUCACAGAGAACUAACAAAAGAUGUUCAAGUCAUUAGACCCCAGCCUAGAAACAUAGGUUCAAGCUCAAUGAAGAGGAUGAGCCAGAGUGAGUCUCCAACUGACCAAGGAGUUCAACAAGAGAAUAUUGGCGUGACAUUUGAUGCUGGAGGGCAGAGUCAUAAUCCUGAAUCACAACAAGAGAGCAUGUAUCCAGGCUUGAACCAACAGGGCAUGGUUGGUUGUGAGUUUCCAAUGGACUUUCAAUUAGAAGGAUUUGAAACAAUGGCAAGUGGAGAGGGUAGUAGCAGCCAGUGGAAUUGGGAUGAUUUGUUCUUGGACAUGGAUCCUUAUAACGAAUUUUCUUCUUAGAUUAUGAUCCUGCUACGGUAGAGAAAGCCUAGGUGUUGUACCUGGCUGUGUAUCAAUGUUAAGGUUAAAAUGUUUUGAGGAAAAUGGUGGCCACAUUGAUGUAUUUUCACUCGAAUGGAACAUCAUGCCUUUCUCUCAAAUCAGACCAUUGCUUUAAAUAAAUUUAGCUCUAACUAUUGUCGUGUGUGUUGGCUAAGAAAGCAACACAAUGAUUCUCUAAACAAACAAUUACUCGAAGAAGUGACUCUCUUAC